Messenger RNA from Rhinocladiella mackenziei CBS 650.93, 1569 nucleotides. RefSeq lists its product as uncharacterized. Bases 1 to 1569 code for a protein of 522 amino acids. Lineage: Eukaryota; Fungi; Ascomycota; Eurotiomycetes; Chaetothyriales; Herpotrichiellaceae. The record is from RefSeq and is a predicted model, not a curated record. Gene Ontology annotation, molecular function: monooxygenase activity; iron ion binding; heme binding. The transcript has 4 exons.
AUGAAUGUCAUGAAGGAGAGGGUAGGCCUGCUUUCCAGGGUGACGAUCAUGCAAGGCGUUAUGUUAUUGACCACGGUGUUCAUUUCCUUGUGUCUGGUUUAUACAAUUGGGAUGAUGGUUUACAAUGUCUUCUUUCACCCUCUUCGAAAAUAUCCAGGUCCAAAAUGGUGGGCCGCUUCACGAGUCCCCUUCAUUUACCAUUCAACAAAUGGCCGGGUGCACAAUGAGAUCCUGAAGCUCCACAAGAAGUAUGGUGGAAUCGUUCGGAUCGGUCCUAAAGAGCUGUCUUAUACUACUAAAAAUGCCUGGAAAGAGAUAUACGGAUUACGCAGCAAUGAAAUGUCUAAAGAUCUGAGAGGGUCUGGACUCCUCCCAACGUUUGCGGAAGCUCCGGCCAUCAACACUGCUCCACGUAAAGAUCACGCCCGAAUGAGACGAACUGUGGCUCAUGCAUUUUCUGAAAAGGCGCUGAGGGAGCAGGAAGAUCGCAUGCAGUAUUACGUCGAUCUCCUUAUCUCUCGGCUGAGAGACAAGUGCAUCGAGGGACCCCAAGACAUCGUCAGCUGGCUCAACUAUACCACCUUUGAUAUUAUGGGCGAGCUGACGUACAGCCAACCGUUUGGAUGUCUCGAAGAAGGACGUUACCACGACUGGGUGAAGAUGAUCUUCCAAGGCAUCAAACAACACCCGUGGGUCCAGGCCCUCUUGUGGUACAAUCUCACAGCGCUAAGGAAAUGGCUGACACCACACGAGUUGGUCGAAGCAAAAUCCAAAGCAGACAACAAUGCCAUCAGCACUGUUGAUGAGCGACUUGCCAAGAAGGACAAUAUUGACCGCAAGGAUUUCAUGAGCUAUAUUCUUCGCCACAACGACGAUCGAGGGAUGUCGGACGCGGAGAUCAAGCAAACUGCCAUCAUCCUGAUGGUCGCGGGUAGUGAAACCACGGCGACGUUUCUAUCUGGUGCACUAUAUCUCUUGUUACGCAAUCCGAGAGUUUAUGAGCGCCUGGUCAAGGAGAUCCGCGAUACCUUCUCAACAUACGAGUCAAUAGGAAUUGUCAGCACCAACGAGCUUCGCUAUCUCCCGGCGGUUGUGGCAGAGUCAUUCCGCUGCUACCCGCCGGCUCCAAAUACGCAUCCACGCAUUGUCCCAGAGCCCGGCGAGUUCAUCGAGGAGCGGUGGGUACCUGGAGACACCACCGUUGGAGUAAGCCAGUGGGCCACCAACCAUGACCCCGAGAAUUUCUAUCGACCCGAUGACUUCCUACCAGAGCGCCACCUCCCGGACCUCCAUCCUCUGCGUGACGAGAGCCAAGACGUGCCAGCACACCUUUUCGAAGACGACAACAAGGAAGUGGUCCAACCGUUCUCCGUUGGGCCGCGGAAUUGCCUAGGGAAAAAUCUUGCGUACGGAGAACUACGAUCAAUUUUGGCGAAACUGUUGUGGACAUUCGACCUUGAAUUGAGCCCGCAGAGUGACAACGACAAGUGGAUUACCACUCAACAGACGUUCAUGCUUUGGGAGAAGCCUUCGCUCUACGUCAACAUCACACCUCGUAAAGAAGCUUGA